This is a messenger RNA of Epinephelus lanceolatus (giant grouper), 3231 nucleotides long. RefSeq names its product 2'',3''-cyclic nucleotide 3'' phosphodiesterase (gene cnp). Gene Ontology annotation, biological process: cyclic nucleotide catabolic process. Gene Ontology annotation, cellular component: cytoplasm; membrane. Gene Ontology annotation, molecular function: 2',3'-cyclic-nucleotide 3'-phosphodiesterase activity. NCBI's taxonomy places the organism in Eukaryota, Metazoa, Chordata, Actinopteri, Perciformes, Serranidae. The record is from RefSeq and is a predicted model, not a curated record.
GAAGCGGGUGCAUGUGUUUGCCAAGCUUUGCCUUGUCAUUGUAUCCAGAGAGAAACGCGUGGUCAGCGGCACCACCGACAGCUCCACUGCAGUCUAACUGGUACAUGGUGGUGUGUAAAGUCAGACUUGAAGCCAGACAUGGACACUGACAAGAGUGUGGAGGUUGUCGAGGCGUCAGAGACUCCACAGCAAGAGGAGACUGAAAUGGAAAAAGAGGUUGUGUCAAAAUUGGAGGCACAAGAGGAAUUCACAGAGCCUGAGAAGUCACCAGCUGCUGAUGAAGAGACUGAGCAGCUGGCAGUGAAUGGUCACAACACAGGAGUCAUAAACUUGAAAGAAACAGAAGAGUUGAUUGUGACAGAAACUGUGACGCUGUCUGAGGAGAAAACAGAAAGGGAGAUUGAGGACAGCGUGCCCAGGGAAAAAUCUCAAAUGGAGUCAGAGGCCGAUGCGGUGACACCACCAGAACCAGAUGAGUCAUCUGAAAAGAUCUCUGACCCAGUUGCAGCUUUAGACACAGAACCAGAAAACACCAAGCCUGAACAGCAGCCCGUGCCAGAGAAUGACCCAGAGCCUUUGCCUGUGCAAACACCUCUGGCCGAGAGUGCCCCUGAACCAGAGCCAGAGAAACUGGGAGAAUCAGUUCCACAAGCUGAACUACAAGAGCAAACAUUACCUGAACCAACCGCGCUGCAGCCGCUAGUAGAUACACAACCACCCAGCCAAGAGAAGACCGUGUCAGAACAAGUGGAAACUAAGACAGAACUGCAGACUACAAUGGAGACUGGGGCAGUUGAAGUUACCAAAGAGGGGGUGGCAGAAAAAGAUGUUGCAGCUGAGCCUGUAAAGGAGAUGAAGGAGGAAAAACCAACAGAUACAGUCAAGCCAGCAGAGACCGUGAUGGUGAUGGCAGUUUCCCCAGAAAAGCCAGCAGAAGCAGUGAUCGAAAAGGAUGAAGCAUCAGCUGAAAAUGUAAAUGUUAAACCUGCAGAGGAAGAAAAGGCAGCUGAACCAGAAAAAUCUGAUGCCCCGAAGGGAGCAGAAGCAGCAGCCGAUAGUGAAAUUAAAUCUGAGAAGAAUGAUACAGAGCUUCCCAAAGAAGAGGAUACGGUCCCUGCACCUGGCUCUCUGGGCUUUACCCUCCUGGAACAAGAGCAGACCAAAAACGCCCUACGAACCUCUCGUACCCUUGUUGUCAUCAGAGGCCUUCCGGGAAGUGGAAAAAGCUUCCUGGUACGUGCCAUUGCGGACGCCUACAAAGACCACUGCUCUGUCGUGUGUGCUGAUGACCAUGGUGUGAAGCCAGAGAAUCCAGAAUCCUCUGCAGAUGGGUACAAGGCUCUGGAUGAGGCUGUGGUGGCCUGCUGCAGCACGGGAACCGCCUCCUCUCUGCUGAUUUUGGUGGAUGACACCAACCACACCCAGGAUCGGCUGGCCCGCCUGGGGGAGAUUGCAGAGGAGCACCACCUUGUUGCCAUCUUUUUGGAGCCACGUACAGAAUGGAGCAAAGAUCCAGCACAGCUGUCCAAGAAGACCCGACGCGGACUGGAAGUGGCCCAACUGGAAGCCAUGAAAGGUCCACUGGAGGAAAUGUCCCUUCCUCUUUACUUUGGCUGGUUUCUUCUCUCCUCCAUCCAGGACAAGGUUAGGUGCACGUCGAUGGACUUCCUGAAAACGCUGGACACCUUGGAGGCCUUCAAGAAACAUCUGAUUGACUUCACUGGGAAAGCUGAGAAGGAGGUGGAUUUGGAGCAGUACUUCCAACCCAAAGGGACCCUCCAUUGCACUACAAAGUUCUGCGACUAUGGAAAAGUAGAGGGUGCCAAAGAGUAUGCCCAGACUCAAGCUGUUCAAGAUAUGUACGGUUCUGUGUUCGAGCUGUCACUGAGUGCUCUCUUUGUGACCCCUCGCACCGUUGGUGCCAGAGUGUCCCUCACGGAGGAGCAGCUUCAGCUGUGGCCAGCUGAUGCAGAAAAGCAGGGAGAGUCUCCCUCCCUGCCUCCGGGAAGCCGCGCCCACGUUACUCUAGGAUGUGCUGAGGGCGUAGAGCCAGUUCAAACAGGACUGGAUCUGCUCGAGAUCCUGGCCCUGCAGCAGGAGGGCCAGCAGGGGGAGCCCAUCGAGGAAAUGGAGCUGGGCUCGCUGACCUAUUACGGCGAGGGAAGGUGGCUGCUCAGUCUCAGAGAGCCCAUCUGCGCCCCAGCGUGCUUCUCCAGCUACUACGGGCGCAAGGUGCCUGAGCCGGCCAAAAAAGAGCCCGAGAAGAAAAAGAAGCAGAAGUGCACCAUACUGUAAAUGGCAAACGUGUGGCCGGGAUGACUGGUGAAUUAAACAUAGGCUUACUCUGUGCAAGGUUUGUGUGUUUGUGCAGUGUUUAGGGUUUCAGUAACAGCCACCCUAAAUCCACAAGCUGUGUGCCUUUUUACUGUUGAUUUGCACCACAACCCAAGAUGCCUUCAAUCCAGUUAGGCUUGUUGUCAACAUUGUUCAGUAUCUUGUUUCACAUAUCAGCGCCAGGGCUGCAGUAACUGAGUUUGCUGAGGUGUUAGCUGCAGUUUUAGACUAAGAUAGUAUAGCCUCCUCCCACAGCACCACAGUUAUCUAAGACUUAGAUUUCCUCUUCUAUACAUGUCCGUGUCUCUCAGUAUUCAAAUGUGAAAAAAUUAGGUACUUUAUUUGCAUGCCUCCCAGGUAACAGUAUCAGCAUAGCAACACAUUUCUGCCCUGCUAAAAGUUCCUCUGCCGCUUCAUCAGAAUUUGUCUGGCGUUUCCUUUGGCUUAGUCGUAAGUGAAAAAGAUUGUGUUUGUGCGCUGCCUAGGAAGUAAUUGUUACAAUAGCAUAUGGGCCAAAGUUAUCUAUUUGAUUAAGUGUAUUAGAAUGACUGUCAUUUAUAGAGGUCCUUCCUUGUAAAAUCUUUGCACUGUGCGUGCGUUGUUUGAAAGGGAGAACGCUGAUGAAUUUGACAUAUUGUUUCAGCAGCUUGCACUUAGUACUUAUCAAAUGCUGUGAAUCCAAGUUCAUGUUUUGCAAUCUUUUUCUACUGCGCAAGACUGCACCAUUGAUCCCUUUUAUUCUCUUUGAACAGCACUUCAUGUAUUGCAUUUCGAUUUGUAUCCUCUGUGACUGUAAUUUUUUGAAGGGCAAUUCCUACUUUGUGUAGCUCUUAUGAAUCACUAUUUUUGCACUUGUUUUGUACACUUAAUAAAAAAGAACAUGCUUUGCUCCAGUAA